CCAACAGAGCUGACCAAGACAGACCCAGACGACAAAGGGAGGAUUGUCCACUACGAAAGCAGCCACAGCUGGCUCUCUUCCGAAGGAGAUGGGUUGCACGAGCAAUGGCGCACAACGCAGUCACGACGGGAUGGCGAAUACCACUGCCGGUUUUGCCCUUACUCGAGCCCUUCUACACAAGCAGUUGCUGCUCACGAAAGAACGCACACGGGAGAGAAGCCUUUCAGCUGUCUUGUUUGUUGGAAAACAUUUGCGCACAGGUCUAACUUGCGAGCUCAUGAAAAGACCCACACUGAUUUGGCCAAGACAGAUUGGGGCUAUGAAAGCGUGAGCCUUGACAGCAGCAGUGACUUCCCUUACCAAAGCGAUCAGUUGGUCGUGUACCAACAGAAGACGGACAUAGAGGGAAAUCGCCAAAGCAACCUGUGCCCUUGCUCCGGCAGUUGUGUAUGUAAUAUUACUUCUCACCAAAGGACGCACAUGAAAGAGAGGCCCUUCAGUUGUCAUGUCUGUCAGAAGGCGUUCUCAAAGAAGCAUCACCUAGUGACUCACCAAAUGACGCACACGGGUGAAAGGCCUUUCAGUUGCCAGGUCUGCCAGCAGGCAUUUGCAAAGAGUGGCAGCUUGGUGCGUCACAAACUGACCCACACAGGGGAAAAGCCGUACGAAUGUGGCACAUGCGGGAGUGCUUUUGCACGGAAAUCCAGCUUGAUAUGCCACAAGAAAACUCACACGGGGGAGCAGCCACACGUUUGCGACGCCUGUGGAAAACCGUUCUCGCAGGAACCUAUGUUACGUCGGCAUCAAGGAUGCAGGCACACGUGAGGGAUACAUAUCGUGAUCCACGUAGAUGAGUUACACAAUGACCCUGUUUGAAGCUUCGGCUAGUUUUGGCACAUUCUGAUAAACUUUCUGAAGGCCCAUCUGUCCUCAAAUUGUGAAAAGUAUAGAUUAUAUGUUGUAGUUAAAAUGAUUCUUGUUCUUACUACUGUAUCACAAGUCUACCUUGCUUUCUGUUUUCUGCAAAUAUCUAAGUGUGGCAAGUUGUCGAUAUCCUCUCCUGAGAUAUCCGGGUUUGCAUAUAGUGGUAUGUCUGCGCUGUUACCACUUGCAAUAUUUUCCUCUAGGCGCUACAGGUUAACUAAAUAAAUAAAUAUGUCACUUACCAUGCUGAUCGCUUAUCAGGCCAUCUCAAAGUAAAUUUUUUUUAUGCUCUGUUUUUUAGACCAACUUUUCAAAACUUCAGUCCAUCAUAAACUUCAAUCCUUGCAUCUACUCUAGAAUCCACUCAAAAGCAUUCUGCUCUUUUCAAACACAAACUACCAUCACUGCGGAGCCUGCACAACAUCUAGAAUAAUCGAAGCCUCCGCAUCGCCUCCUCUCCCUUCUUGAAACAUCAUCACUGUCAGAUCGCGCCAACUUGGCUAUUGGGCCCAACCUGACCUUCGACGCGCUGAUUGAACACAAGCCCCGGCCGAACACUGAUGCAGCACUUGUGCCCAAUCUCAAGCCUCGAUCGAUCUGACUGUGAUCAUGGUGCAUGGGCCUUCUGCUUAUCUAGGUGGUGUUGGCCUGCAUAAGCUCUGAAAGCAUCUCUGUUGCCUAAUCACUCUAUAUUGGGGAAAAAAGUACCUUGUCUAUAUUCUGAACACUUUCCAACCGUCUUAAAAAUAAAUGAAACGAAAUAUGUUUAAGUAGCGUCAGGGUUUUGGACUGCUGGUGUUGAGCGUUGUUUCUUGAAGAAACUGGCAAACUUCAGCGUCAUUCAUUACGCUUUCCAAUUUUUUUUUCUUGGUUAUGCAUAGGGUUCUGCGUUUUCAGUUUUUAUUUUUUCAAAAUUCGGCGUACUGUUUUCGGUGUUUAUUCUAAAAUUCAAUUUUCUGUUUUUUACGGUGUAUAUUUAUGCCCACAAAAGUUUGCCGUGUUUUUUCGGUGAAUUUGAAAUAAGCACCAACGGACACCGGAUCAGAUAACCCUUGUGCUUUGAUAUUUGUGAUCACUCAAAGACAAACGGCACAGAUACGUUGAAAAAGAAAUGGACACUUUUGGCAGAUCUGUGCAGCUGUAAAAGACACAAGAAAAAACACAACAGAAGUACAGACGAGUCAGAUAUGAAGCCUACGCCCAAAAACAUUGAGCUUCACCUUCUGUACAUCAGGAUUACGUGACCUUAUUAUAGUAAACACACAUGUACUUUCCAAAGUUCUCGUUGAUCCGCACUCUUUCCAACUAAUAUGACCCCGAGCUCCGAGAAUAACACUGGACACUAGCAGGCUGAGAAGGUGAAGCGCUGCCUGAGCCAAAAUCUGCCACUGAACCAAAUCUGACCGCCAAAAGAGACACGGUGCGACUUUUUGAAGCAAAACAUAUUUCGUGUACUCACUAAACUCUGGCUGCAGAGCUUGCAUCAAGUCAGUCUCCCUUACAGCGAGUUUGAAAACAGGCUCGUACAUUGUGAAGUCGUGAAGCAUUUCGGACUUCACGUUCCACUUGAUGAUGCGCACAUUAAACCAUAACCUCGUGAUGGCACCUGUGUAUCCCAUACAUUCAGACAUGUUUUGAUAGACGCUGUCAUUCCACUUUUUCGCCAGGGCUCUACUGUAUGACGGGAAGGUCAAAGUGGCCUUUUUCGGUUAAAACUGAAUUUCCGAAAAUGGAUUCGGUGUACUUUUAUCGGUUUAAACCGAAAACUCUGAACCCUCGUUUUGCAGCACCAUCCUUUAGUAUAUCUACAAAUAAGGAUAUAAGUUAGGGACCACUAGAAGAAAGGCAAUAUUAGUUGGUUGCUUUGCUAAUGAACUAAAAUAUUUUACAUUUUAAAUUUUUCUGACGUAACAUAGUUGGGAGUGAUUUUGAUUAAAAAAAAUUGUAGCAAGUGCUACAUCACAAGAAAUGGCUAUUGCAAACAGUACGAGCAGUAACACUAAAGCGCGUCGCCUUCGGUGUAUGCUGCGCCACCUUGAGGAUGAUAAAACUUGAUUGGGGAGGGGGUUGGGGGUGUGUGCAUUUGCUCAACACCGCGUAUCCAAACACAGACGAUGCUACGAGCUGAUGGGACCAAUCAGAUAGUGUCAAAAGCGCACCAUCAUGGUCAUGUUUCUGUUCUAUCAUCGUUGAACCAAUCAUAAACAUGGAAGGUCUAGUGACUUGGGCUUUUGACGCUGCUUGGUUGGUCCUAUUACCAUCGUAGCAUCGGCUGCGUCUGGACCUUUUACAGCGAAGCUGUAAAUGGCUAGGGUUUUAUGCAUUUUUGGUAUUCAUGUGCAGAAACAAAAUCGCAUGUAAGAGCGCUCCAUUGUAUGGAAAUGCAUAUACACCCUGUCACCUCGAUAUACAUUUCGAUAAGGAAAGAUGUUGGAACGUGUAAUAAAUGAGAUAUGUCGGAGAACAAUGAGCCUUCUCCUGCUUGAGUCGGGUGAUGUCACUGCUUUAAAAGCAUUAUAUGUAUAGAUUUAACUUUAGCAAAGAAUCACGCCAAAGUUGUAAUGGGACCCAUUAGUGUAUUAUAUCGUAGUGAUCACAAACUAUCAUCACUACCGUUUCAAAAUGGUGUAUAUAUACUGUAAAUAAACAUUUGGUGA
This is a messenger RNA of Ixodes scapularis (black-legged tick), 3581 nucleotides long. RefSeq names its product zinc finger protein 782-like. Gene Ontology annotation, biological process: regulation of transcription by RNA polymerase II. Gene Ontology annotation, molecular function: RNA polymerase II cis-regulatory region sequence-specific DNA binding; DNA-binding transcription factor activity, RNA polymerase II-specific. NCBI's taxonomy places the organism in Eukaryota, Metazoa, Arthropoda, Arachnida, Ixodida, Ixodidae. Gene Ontology annotation, cellular component: nucleus. The annotation marks the transcript as partial. The transcript has 2 exons. The record is from RefSeq and is a predicted model, not a curated record.